CUUUUUAGUGUUAGUUGUAGGGUUUUAGAAAAAGAAAUCAAAAGUUUGUCAUACGAAGUCGAUGGGUGGUGAUAUUCCUCGGAAACAACCUCUAUUUUGCUUAAAAUGGCCAUGGGAUGUAAACUCAAACGCUAAUCCAAACAAACCCCUCAGUUCAUGCUCUUCGGGACCUCCAUGGAUUUUCAAAUCGAUCCAAACCGUCGGCUCCCUCGCUUCAACGCUCGUCGAAUCGAUCUCAAAACCCCAAACCAGAAACCAACUCCAGUUCUCGAAAUUGGCGACGAAGACGAAGGGUUUGAGUGGAGAGGAACAAGGGGAGUUAGAACAGAGAGCAUUGGCAUGUGCUUUGGCUAAUGGAAAAGACGCUACAGUGAUCGAAUUCUAUUCUCCCAAAUGUAGCCUUUGCAAUUCAAUGGUUGAUUUUGUGGGGCAUGUGGAGAAUAAGAACGCUGAUUGGCUUAACAUUGUUAUGGCGGAUGCUGAGAAUGAUAAAUGGUUGCCUGAGCUUCUCAACUAUGACAUAAAGUAUGUUCCCUGUUUUGUAUUGUUGGAUAAACAUGGCAGAGCUCUUGCCAAAACGGGUGUGCCCAACAGCCGGCUUCAUGUUGUUGCAGGUGUUUCUCAUCUUCUUAAAAUAAAUCGCCCAUCUGAAAGAUAAAUCAUCAAGAAUGGUGUUAUUAUGGUAUAUGAAUCACAUUGCUUGAUAGAUAGAUUUAAAGCCUUUUGUUUCCUUCUAUGGAAAGAAUGAUGUAUGCAUGAAGGAAGUAUUGUAUGAAUGAAGUAUGAACAAACUAAACAUGGUAGCUACUUAGUAACGAACAACAUUGCAAAAACAAACAAUUCAUGAUGCAUAUACAUAUUAACUUGAAUUUAAUAUACGUAUAGCGAUCUUAG
This is a messenger RNA of Lactuca saligna, 894 nucleotides long. Lineage: Eukaryota; Viridiplantae; Streptophyta; Magnoliopsida; Asterales; Asteraceae. The record is from the annotation of a GenBank genome assembly.